Molecule: messenger RNA, 898 nt
Organism: Sorex fumeus (smoky shrew)
Lineage: Eukaryota; Metazoa; Chordata; Mammalia; Eulipotyphla; Soricidae
Gene: SINHCAF
Product: SIN3-HDAC complex associated factor
Exons: 6
Coding region: 59-898 (279 amino acids)
Biological process (GO): negative regulation of cell migration
Source: RefSeq, a predicted model, not a curated record
GGCGCCGGGGGCGCGCGCGCCCGCCAGGCCCCGCCCCCGCCGGCGCGCGCGCGCCCGCAUGCAAAUGAGCCCGGGGAGCGCCGCGGGCGGCGGGCGGCGCGCGUGCGCAGAGGCGCCGAGGCUGCACCUUCCCGGCCGCGGUGGCAACUGCACCCCGAGGUGCGGCGCGGGGGCCUGGCGAGCGUGCACGCCGCGGGGGGCGCGUCGGCGCGACUGUCGCCCGGGAGGAAAGAUGUUCGGUUUCCACAAGCCAAAGAUGUACCGGAGUCUCGAGGGCUGCUGUAUCUGCAGGGCCAAGUCGUCCAGCUCGCGGUUCACGGACAGCAAGCGCUACGAGAAGGACUUCCAGAGCUGCUUCGGGUUGCACGAGACCCGCUCGGGAGACAUCUGCAACGCCUGUGUGCUGCUGGUGAAACGCUGGAAGAAGCUGCCCGCGGGCUCCAAGAAGAACUGGAACCACGUGGUGGACGCGAGGGCAGGCCCCAGUCUGAAGACGACCUUGAAGCCAAAGAAAGUGAAGCCGCUGCCGGGCAGCAGGAUGAAGAGCAGCCAGAUGAGCAAGCUGCAGAAGGAGCUCAAACGCCACAACUCCGACGCCCACAGCACCACCUCCAGUGCCUCCCCCGCCCAGUCCCCCUGCUACAGCAACCAGUCGGACGAAGGCUCCGACACGGAGUUGCCUUCUGGCUCCAGCAGGACGCCCGAGUUCUCCUUCCUGGAUCUCACCUACUGGAAACGGCAGAAGGUGUGCUGCGGGAUCAUCUACAAAGGCCGGUUCGGGGAGGUCCUCAUCGACACCCACCUCUUCAAGCCCUGCUGUGGCAACAAGAAGGCGGCGGCCGAGAAGCCCGAGGCGCCCGGGCCGGAGCCGCUGCCCGCGCCCCCGCAGGAGUGGUGA